Messenger RNA from Harmonia axyridis, 5976 nucleotides. It is a transcript of the gene Spt6, whose product is annotated as transcription elongation factor SPT6. The coding region runs from base 185 to 5488 and encodes 1767 amino acids. The record is from RefSeq and is a predicted model, not a curated record. Gene Ontology annotation, cellular component: transcription elongation factor complex. Gene Ontology annotation, molecular function: DNA binding; histone binding; nucleosome binding. Gene Ontology annotation, biological process: positive regulation of transcription elongation by RNA polymerase II; mRNA transcription by RNA polymerase II; transcription elongation-coupled chromatin remodeling. Lineage: Eukaryota; Metazoa; Arthropoda; Insecta; Coleoptera; Coccinellidae. The transcript has 8 exons.
AUUCUAUGCUAUCGAUUGUCGAAUGUGACGUUGUGUCAUUGAGCUUGAUUGGGAACAACAAUAUUUUUGAAUUAAACUAUUUUAUAAUAAAAUAGGAGAAUUAAGUAAAGCUAAGAAAGAAUAUAUUAUUUCGCUUCAACAGAAUCAAUUUAUAUUAUUUUAAAAUAUAUUUUAAGCUUCGAAUAUGUCUGCAUUUAUUGAUUCAGAAGCUGAAGAAAGCAGUGAGGAGGAGGUAGAGUCCCCAGAUAAAAAACGUCCAAAAAAAAUGGAAGAUAGUUCUGAAGAAGAGGAAGAUGAUGAAGAUAAAAUAAGGGAAGAACUACGAGACCUUAUUGAUGAUGGUCCUGUUGAAGAAAGUGAUGGUGAAGAUUCAGAUGCUUCUCAUGGUACAAAAAGAAAAAAAUCAGAUGAUGAAGAAUUAGAUGAUCGACUUGAAGAUGAUGAUUUUGACCUCAUUGAAGAAAAUUUAGGUGUUAAAGUUGACCGAAGGAAAUUCAAACGUCUGAAAAGAAUUGAAGAUGAGGGUAGUGAAGAAGAGGAUAAAGAUGAAGGUCAAGAAAGGGAAGCAAUUGCCAUGGAUUUGUUCUCAGAUGAUGACGAUGAGAAAAGAUCUGAGCGAAGCCAGCGGCAAGUUCCUGAUACGGAACAAUAUGGAGACGAGGAAGAAGAAGGUGGAUAUUCUGAUGAUGAUGAUGAUGGUUUCAUAGUUGAUGAUGAUGGACGUCCUAUUGGUGACAAAAAGAAGAAGAAAAAACCAAUUUUCACUGAUGCUGCUCUACAAGAGGCUCAAGAAACUUUUGGUGUCGAUUUUGACUAUGAUGAAUUUUCCAAAUACGAUCAAGAGGAAUACGAUGAAGAUGAAGAGGACGAAGAAGAGGAAGACGAGUAUGAAGAAGAUGGGGAAAAGAGGAGAAAAACAAAAACUACCCGGAAGAAGACCACUAAAAAAUCUAUCUUUGAGGUUUAUGAACCCAGUGAACUCAAAAGAGGAUUUUUCACUGACAUGGAUAACCAGAUACGUAACACCGAUAUACCUGAGAGAAUGCAGUUACGUGAGGUCCCAAUUACAGCUGUUCCGGAAGAUUCUAAAGAACUCGACGAAGAAGCGGAAUGGAUAUACAAACAGGCAUUCUUAAAACCUACCAUCUCUAUCAUGGAUGCCAACUUAACGGCUGAAGCGAGAGAAAGACAAAAGAAAGGACCACAAACAAUAGCUAAAAUCAAGAAAGCUUUGGACUUCAUGAGAAACCAACAACUGGAGGUCCCUUUCAUUGCUUUCUAUCGUAAGGAGUAUGUGCAGCCUGAACUAAAUAUCAAUGACUUGUGGAAAGUUUACAAGUAUGAUGGUAAGUGGUGUCAACUGAAGAGCCGUAAAGAAAAUCUUACUCUUCUAUUCGAAAAAAUGCGUUCUUACCAACUGGACCUUAUAAUGAAAGAUCCUGAUGCACCCAUACCGGACAAUGUUAGAGUAAUGAAGGACUCCGAUUUUGAAAGACUGAAAAGUAUACAAACGCCUGAGGAACUCCAGGAUGUUUACAACCACUUCUCGUUGUACUACGCCAACGAUAUUCCGGUCAUGCAGGCUGCUUGGAGAGCUAAAGAGAGACAGAGGAAGAAGGAAGAGAAGAAACAGGCCAGGCUCAAGGCCAUCGCUGAAAGCGAAGAAGGCAGUGAACUACCGCCAGAAGUUGAAGACGAUGAGGAGGAUGAGCCUGAACCUGAAACUCUCAAAGCUGCCAACAGGAAUGGGUCUUAUACUCUAUGCUCAAAAGCCGGUUUAGAUGGAUUGGCAAAACGAUUUGGUUUGACGCCGGAACAUUUUGCUGAGAAUUUGCGAGAUAAUUAUCAGCGACACGAGGUAGAUCAAGAAGCCAUAGAACCCAGUGACUUAGCCGCAGAAUACAUCUGCCCCUCAUUUUCUACGGUGGAAGAAGUGCUACAAGCUGCUAAAUUCAUGGUGACUCGUCAACUAGGCAGAGAACCCUUAGUGAGAAAAUGUGUACGGGAAGUUUUCUUCGAAAGAGCCAAAAUAUGCGUACAACCGACGAAGAAAGGCCUCAAAAUGAUCGACGAAACCCACAAUUGCUACAGUAUGAAGUACGUGAAAGAUAAACCGGUAAGAGAUCUAACCGGCGAUCAGUUCUUGAAACUCUGUCUUGCCGAAGAAGAAAACCUCCUCACCAUAACGAUCAACGAAAAUUUCGAGGGUAACACCACCAAUUCCUUCAUAGACGAGGUCAAACAGCUGUACCUCAAGGAUGAAUUCAGUAAGAACGUCCAGGAUUGGAACGACUUGAGAUCCGAAUGCGUGGAGCACGCUUUGAAGAAAUGCGUUCUUCCCGAUCUCAGAAACGAACUGAAGAGAGCUUUAUUGGCCGAGGCGAAGGAAUUCGUUUUGAAGGCUUGCUGUAGGAAGUUGUACAAUUGGAUCAAGAUUGCUCCGUACACCGUCAGUUUCCCCGACGAGGACGAAGAUGAAUGGGAUACUUCCAGAGGUGUUAGGGUUAUGAGUGUUGCUUACGUUCCUGACUAUUCCCAAGCUGCUUUUGCCUGUAUCGCAGCCACUGACGGUGACAUAACAGAAUAUUUGAGACUGCCGCAUUUGACGAAGAGAAAGAACAGUUGGAGGGUCGAAGAGAAGUUGAUGAAAGAAAGCGACUUGACAGCGAUUAGAAACUUCAUAAUGACCAAGAAGCCACACGUCGUUUGUAUCGGUGGCGAAUCGAGGGAGGCGCUAAUGAUUGCAGAUGACAUCAAAGCGGUCAUUGCCGAUUUGGUGGAAAACGAACAGUUUCCCACCAUCAAGGUGGAGAUAAUCGACAAUCAACUGGCCAAAAUAUAUGCCAAUUCCAAUAAGGGCGUAAAUGAUUUCAGAGACUACCCCGAACUACUACGACAAGCGAUAUCUUUGGCAAGACAAAUGCAGGAUCCCCUAGUUGAGUAUUCCCAGUUGUGUAACGGAGAUGAAGAAAUUUUGAGUUUGAGGUUGCAUUCUCUACAAGAUCAGAUCGAUAAAGACGUUCUCUUGGAAGCCAUCAACCUGGAGUUCGUCAAUAGAACUAAUGAAGUGGGAGUUAACGUCAAUAUAGCGGUCCAAUAUGCCCAUAAGAGCAAUCUUCUUCAGUUCAUAUGCGGUCUUGGCGCUCGUAAAGGUGCUGCCCUCUUGAGAAUACUCAAACAGACCAACCAGCGUCUGGAAAAUAGGACUCAGCUUGUCACGGCAUGUCACAUGGGUCCUAAAGUUUUCAUCAAUUGCUCCGGUUUCAUAAAAAUCGAUACCAACAGCUUAGGGGACAGUACGGAGGCCUAUGUGGAAAUUUUGGAUGGAAGUCGAGUUCACCCUGAAACCUACGAGUGGGCGAGAAAGAUGGCUGUUGAUGCUUUGGAAUACGAUGACGACGAAGGAACCAACCCCGCAGGAGCUUUAGAAGAGAUCCUGGAAGCUCCCGAAAGACUGAAAGAUCUCGAUUUGGAUGCGUUCGCCGAAGAGUUGGAAAGACAGGGAUUCGGUAACAAGAGCAUCACCCUGUAUGAUAUCAGGGCCGAAUUGAACUGUAGAUAUAAAGACCUAAGAACACCGUUCAGAUCGGCGAAUGCCGAAGAACUUUUCGAUAUUCUAACCAAAGAAACCCCAGAGACUUUCUACAUCGGUAAAAUGGUCACGGCCAAAGUUAUUGGAAUAGCCAGAAGGAAGCCCAAAGGCGAACAGUUAGAUCAGGCGAAUCCUGUAAGAAAUGACGACACGGGCUUAUGGCAGUGUCCCUUCUGUCUGAAGAACGAUUUUCCCGAACUGUCCGACGUAUGGAACCAUUUCGACGCGGGUUCCUGUCCUGGUCAGGCCACGGGUAUCAAGCUUGCUUUGGAUAACGGAAUAUCCGGAUACAUUUAUAUCAAAAAUAUCAGUGAUAAACAGGUAGCUAACCCAGAAGACCGAGUGAAAAUUGGUCAGUUGAUACAUUGUAGAAUUAUGAAAAUCGAUGUCGAAAGGUAUAGUGUUGAUUGUACCUCAAAGUCUAGCGAUUUACUCGAUAAAAACCAUGAAUGGAGACCACCCAGAGACCCUUACUACGAUCAAGACAAGGAAAAUAGCGACUUGAAGGCCGAAACCGAGUCCAAAGCUAACAAACAGAGACAAACCUACAUCAAGAGAGUUAUAGUCCACCCGUCUUUCCACAACAUUUCCUUUAUGGAAGCUGAAAAAUGCAUGGCCAACAUGGAUCAAGGAGAGGUCAUCGUUCGUCCAUCCAGUAAAGGUGCCGAUCAUCUAACCAUUACUUGGAAAGUGACGGAUGGUAUUUACCAACACAUAGAUAUAAAGGAAGAAGGCAAAACCAACGCUUUCACCUUGGGAAAAACGCUUAUAAUCGGUGGUGAAGAGUUCGAAGACUUGGAUGAAAUAAUAGCGAGGCAUAUUACUCCAAUGGCCUCUUAUGCAAGAGAUCUGCUCUACUUCAAGUACUACAAAGACAUGAAUGGCGGUCAGAAAGAUAAAGCAGAGGAAUUCAUCAAGGAUGAGAGAAAGAAGAACCCCUCCAAAAUUCAUUACGUAAUAAGCGCUUCCAAGACCUGUCCUGGAAAAUUCCUGCUUUCCUACAUGCCCCGUAAUAAAUGCAGGCACGAAUUCAUCUCGGUCACCCCAGACGGUUUCAAGUUCAGACAGCAAAUGUUCGACAACAUACCUGCUUUGUUCAAGUGGUUCAAAGAGCAUUUCAGGGACCCGAUACCUGGAGGAGCCACUCCUGGCACUCCUAGAGGUUCAGCUCGCUCCUACAGUGCAGGCGGUGCUACGCCAAGCUUCAACAAUAUGAGUUCCGAAGCGAUACAGAGAGUAGCCCAAAACCUGCCAAGUCACAUGAUGCAAACUUUAUCAGCUGUUGCGAGUCAAACCCCACAUUAUCCUCAUACUCCUGGGGGAGCUUAUGGUGCCAAUUAUAUCAAUACGCCAUACACUCCAAGUGGUCAAACACCGUUCAUGACCCCAUAUGGCACGCCUCAUACUCAACAGACUCCACGCUACGGUCAGCAAACUCCCAGUCAACCUCAUAUGAACGGACCAUUCCUACAUCCAGGCUCUAUAACACCAGCCCAACGUACGCCACUGUACAGGGCUCCAGGGAGCCAACCCAUACCAUCACCAGUUAGUCCACAGGAAUCUCCUUCGAACCAUUCCACUAGGUCCUCAUCAAGCUACAAUCCUUACGCGAUGAACACACAUAGAAAUGAAGCUCAAGACUGGAAGAGUGCAGCAGCUGCAUGGGCUGCUAGAUCGGCGGGAAGGAAUGCAUCUUCAGGAACGCCAAGGUCAGAUAUAAGUCGUAGUACACCUAGAUCCGUGGGCAACACAAAAUCGCCAAGGUUUGAGGAUCUGAGAGAUAGGAGAAGCAUAGGAAAAAGUCCUAGGUCGGUCAGAUCUACUCCAAGGACAAACACUUCCCCGCAUUCCAUGUCUUUAGGUGACGCAACGCCUCUGUACGAUGAAAAUAUAUAGAAUUUUUUUUUUACAUACUUGUAGAUAGUGUUAAUGUUAAGUUAGUUUUUAUUUUAAAUCGAACUAAGUAGUCAAUCGAAGUUCCAACAAAAAAACACAAAAAGUAUAACAACAAAAAAAUUAUAUUUAUUUAUAAUUGACCUCAUGUGAUUUUUUUAAAUUUUGUCUGUCAAAUAAUUUGUCAGCCUUUCUUUUUUUUUAACGUUGUUGCCAAUCAACUCCUCUUCGACAUUUGUACAUAGAUUUAUAUAUAAUGAAAUUGUAGUAAGAUAAUUAUUAUCCUAAAUAAAAAAAAAUUAUUUCAUUUUUAUUGUUAUUGAUCAUUUUUGAAUGAUUAGUGGUAUAUUUUUUGAUUUUGGACUUGUAUUUUAAAAAAAAUGACUUUAUACAAGAGACUGUUCAAAUAAUAAGCUGAAUUAACAUUCAGCGGAAUAACUCGAUAUUUUACCUGAAUUUGAUGAACAGAAAAAAAUAAAACAUGAUAAUCA